This is a messenger RNA of Drosophila rhopaloa, 878 nucleotides long. Its product is annotated as trypsin beta-like. NCBI's taxonomy places the organism in Eukaryota, Metazoa, Arthropoda, Insecta, Diptera, Drosophilidae. The transcript has a single exon. The record is from RefSeq and is a predicted model, not a curated record. Gene Ontology annotation, molecular function: serine-type endopeptidase activity. Gene Ontology annotation, biological process: proteolysis. The coding region runs from base 6 to 740 and encodes 244 amino acids.
UUAAAAUGUUCUUGCAGUGUGUUUUCCUGAUCUCCAGCGCCAGCCUGAUUUCCUCCAAAUGGAUUCCCGAGCGCAUCGUGGGAGGCCAUUCGGUGUCGAUUGAUGUGGUUCCCUGGCAGGCUUCGAUCCUAAAACAUGGUAGUCAUUGGUGCGGUGCUGCCAUAUACAGUGAAGACAUCGUUAUAACGGCAGCCCACUGUGUACAAUACGCAUAUCCUGGCGCUUUCCACGUGAGAGUGGGUUCGGCAUACACCAGCUUCGGUGGUCAGGUAGUAAGGGUAUCACAAAUUCUGGUCCACCAGGACUACGACCAGAGUUUGUCCAACGAUAUAGCCGUGAUUAGACUUCAAUCAAGCCUCAGGUUAAGUGACAGUGUGAGUUCCAUUCCUUUGGCCGAAAGUUCCCCCGCCAGUGGAUCCCCAGCCACGGUUUCCGGAUGGGGAGCUGUGGGAUAUCAUCAGCAAUUGUCCAGAUCCUUACUCGAGGUAUCUGUGGAUAUUGUGGAUCAAAAAAAGUGCUCUGAUUCCUACGACGGACACAUCACCAAUGACAUGAUCUGUGCCGCUGCUCCGGGAAAAGAUGCCUGCUCUGGGGAUUCCGGAGGUCCUUUGGUGUCCAACGGCAGACUCGUUGGCAUCGUAUCCUUCGGAACAGAUUGUGCUCAUCCUAAGUAUCCAGGAGUCUAUGCUGACGUGGCUAAGCUUAAGCCCUGGAUCUUGAAAGCUAUUCAAAGACUUUAAGGACUAAAUAAACAUGUGGCUAGUAAGCUGUUUACAGAAAGUAUGAAUAAGAAAUUUGUAUAAAACAAGACAAGAAGUAAACUUCGGCAAGCCGAUGUUUAUAUACCCUUGCACUUAUUACAAAUCGACAUUACGAUU